This is a messenger RNA of Miscanthus lutarioriparius, 528 nucleotides long. Lineage: Eukaryota; Viridiplantae; Streptophyta; Magnoliopsida; Poales; Poaceae. The record is from the annotation of a GenBank genome assembly.
AUGGAGUUCACCUCAAGAAGCCGUCGGCUCUCGUGCUUCCUCCUCCUGGCAGUGUGCGCCGUCGUCCUACUAGUGCCGGCGGCGGCCGCGCCUCGCCGGCUGCUGCAGACGUGCCCGGGGCAGGACUUCGACGUGCCCCACGCGCACCUCCGCGCGCGGAACAACGUGAAGCCACUCAAGUACACGGAGGAGAUCUCCGCGAGGCCGGCGCGACAUGGCUACCCAGCGACGCGGUCGCCGCGUGGGCCGAGGAGGAGGAGCACUACGACUACCGCUCCAACUCCUGCUCCACCGGCAAGGCGUGCGGCCGCUACACGCAGAUGGUGUGGCGGGACAGCAAGGAGUUCGGAUGCGCCAUCGUCCAGUGCGACUCCGGGGACACGCUCAUGGCGUGCCACUACGAUCCGCAGGGCAACGUCAUGGGACAGAAGCCGUUCUGAUCGCCGGCCGCCGGCCAUCACCGGAGCGCCGGGAGCUACCAUACCGGCAGUGCGCGUCCAUGAAGCCAGUAUACCACACCGUUUCUAG